UCAGGCCGGGUGACCAAGACCAAGGACGGCCACGAGGUCAGGACGUGCAAAGUGGCCGACAAGACCGGCAGCAUCAACAUCUCCGUGUGGGACGAUGUGGGCAACCUCAUCCAGCCUGGGGACAUCAUCCGCCUCACCAAGGGCUACGCCUCCGUCUUCAAGGGCUGCCUGACGCUCUACACCGGCCGAGGGGGGGAUCUGCAGAAGAUUGGAGAGUUCUGCAUGGUUUACUCCGAGGUGCCCAACUUCAGCGAGCCCAACCCCGAGUACGCCGCGCAGCAGGGCCCGGGCAAGGGGGUGAGUCGGGGGGCACGGGGGGGUCACCCUGUGUUCCCAGGAGUUUGA
This is a messenger RNA of Onychostruthus taczanowskii (white-rumped snowfinch), 345 nucleotides long. RefSeq names its product SOSS complex subunit B1-like. Gene Ontology annotation, cellular component: SOSS complex. Gene Ontology annotation, molecular function: DNA binding. Gene Ontology annotation, biological process: response to ionizing radiation; double-strand break repair via homologous recombination; mitotic cell cycle checkpoint signaling. The record is from RefSeq and is a predicted model, not a curated record. The transcript is spliced from 3 exons. The annotation marks the transcript as partial. Lineage: Eukaryota; Metazoa; Chordata; Aves; Passeriformes; Passeridae.